This is a messenger RNA of Prorocentrum cordatum, 577 nucleotides long. The record is from the annotation of a GenBank genome assembly. NCBI's taxonomy places the organism in Eukaryota, Dinophyceae, Prorocentrales, Prorocentraceae.
GGACAGCGACCCCGACGCCUUCGAAGUCCUCAACCUGGUGAAGGCCCAGGAGGCGGAGCCAGCCACGGAUGCGAAGCCCGUCUUGUCCGAUGGCUACUGCCAGCAGAUCAUGGAGGAGUCCGCGCCUGCAGCGCAGUCGCUGCUGUUGACCAUCAGCCAGACCGCUGCCUUCACGCGGCCGGUUCCUCGGAAAUGGGCGUGCGGAGAUGGCGGGCGGGGAGAGGAGCUGCCCACCACGGCCAUGACGCUGGGGAGCAUGAUGCGGAACCUGAUGAUGGGACUUGCACAGAAGGGUGGGUUUUACGAUACUAUUGCAGAGGGCUUGCGUACUUUCGUUGACGCAUGCAUUGAGGCAGUGGUUGAGGAGUUGCCCGCGUCCUAUGACCAAGCAUGCACCGUCGUCGAGACGCUCGUUUCAGGCGGCCCCAAUGGCGAGUCGGUCACUUCAACUAUUGGCACGGCGUUUCAAGGACUGAUUGAGAAAAAGGCGUCGCGUGUCAUGCUCCAGGCUGCCCGCUUGCGCCUGCUGGCGGAGCUGUGCAGGAUGCACGGGCCGUGCUGGUUCUGCGCCCAAGAG